Molecule: messenger RNA, 2357 nt
Organism: Scleropages formosus (Asian bonytongue)
Lineage: Eukaryota; Metazoa; Chordata; Actinopteri; Osteoglossiformes; Osteoglossidae
Gene: atxn3
Product: ataxin 3
Exons: 11
Coding region: 44-1105 (353 amino acids)
Biological process (GO): protein deubiquitination
Cellular component (GO): nucleus
Molecular function (GO): cysteine-type deubiquitinase activity
Source: RefSeq, a predicted model, not a curated record
GGGGUUGAAGUUCAAAGGACGAAGUUACACAGAAAAGCCGAGUAUGGAGUCCAUCUUCCAUGAGAAACAAGAGGGUUCCUUGUGCGCCCAGCACUGCCUGAACAACCUGCUCCAGGGAGAGUACUUCACCCCAGUGGAGCUCUCCUCCAUUGCACAUCAGCUGGAUGAGGAGGAGCGCAUCAGGAUGGCUGAGGGAGGAGUGACCAGCGAAGAGUACAGGACAUUCUUACAGCAACCAUCAGGGAACAUGGAUGACAGCGGCUUCUUUUCCAUCCAAGUUAUCAGUAAUGCACUACGGGUUUGGGGCUUGGAGUUGAUUCUCUUCAACAGCCGCGAGUACCAACAGCUAAUGAUAGACCCAAUAAAUGAAAAGGCGUUUAUCUGCAACUACAAGGAACACUGGUUUACAGUGCGGAAACUUGGACAACAGUGGUUUAAUCUGAACUCCUUAUUGACGGGCCCAGAACUGAUAUCAGAUACAUAUUUGGCUCUGUUCCUAGCACAGCUACAACAAGAAGGGUAUUCCAUAUUCGUGAUCCGGGGCAACCUGCCUGACUGUGAGGCUGAACAGAUCUUGCGGAUCAUGAGAGUUGAGCAACGGCAGAGGCCCAGGCUGAUUGGAGAGGAGGCUGCAGCCCAGUCCAGGGGCAGCCAGGGUAUGUCACUGCAGAGGUCAGUGGAGGUGGGACAGGGCUUAGAGGAGGGCAUAGUGGAUGAGGAUGAAGAAGAACUACGAAGGGCCCUCGCCCUGAGCCGACAGGAUAUGGAGGUGGAGGAUGAAGAAGCUGACUUACGCAGGGCCAUCCAGUUAAGCAUGUUGGGUGCUGCAGGUACUAGUAACACCACUGAAUCCAGUCAUGGAGGUACCAGCCAGACAGCUAAAUCUACUCAGGCCCAGGACGUACCCUCUCAGACACCCGGAGGUACUCAGAGUGAGAAGCUCAGUGCAGAGGAGUUACGGAAAAGGAGACAGGCAUAUUUUGACAGGCAGUCCCAGCAACAGGCGCAAUCCACCUCACCCCAGCAGAACAGCCAGGGCACAGGACGGCCAGAGUCAGAAAAAGGUUCCCAGGCCCAUGAUAUGGACACAAAGCACGCCCAGUGAGGGAGCAGAGGUGGAGUCACGAAGCCUAAGAUUGACUGCUCUCUGCCACGCCCGUCCAAGUGCUGCCCCACCUCUUUUUGAGGGCCAACUUCUUCCCCCUUGCCUUCUCAAAAUGCAAACAACCAGAGUGCUGAUCCACGCUGGAGUUGCUUGCAGGCUGUAUUAAAGAGAAUAAAGUAACCAGUAGUGUAACAUAACAAUGGUGACAAUAUGGUGUGGGGGGUGGGGGGUAUAGGAUUCUGUUGCAGUUAUUUCAUGCCUGCAAUGGCCUUCUACCACAGCGCCUUCAAUUCAUAUUUAUUUGCAAUGUAUUUAUUGUAAUUUUCCCCCAUUCAUGGGGAGGUGGACAAGGAACACAGGUUAGUGUGCUUUUUGCACCAGAGUAAAUAAGGUGAAGUAAGGCUGGCAUUCCAAGAGGGGCUGACUUACAGUGUACCGGGGGGGCAGUGCCCUUCCACAACUCUUUUGGAGGUCCAACAUGUGGGACCACCUGGGGUCUUGGGGGCUCCCUGUACCCUUGCCCUGGCUUUCCCUGGUCUACUCUGACAUGACCAAAUCCAAAGUAGGCUGAGAAGUUGUGUAUUAAUUAAUUCAAGGGACUUAUUUUUUCUACAGGUCCUACGUUUAAGAAGGUUGUGUUUGAGAGGCAGUAACAUAAGUCUCAUUGGCAAGAUCCAUGCAGUUCUGAUUAUUUUGCUGUUAGGAGUAAUUGAAAGUGGCCGUCGUAAAGGAAAAAAAGAUGUACCGUUUAUAGCAUUUAUUUGUUUAUUGCUUUAUUUGUUCUUUUACAAAACCUACUUUAUAUACUGCAGUAAAUCAAAGGAAAGUUGCUUGGGACAAUAAAUAGUCAUGGGCUGGUGCGGACGUAAAUGUUUACAUUGGAUUUGCUAAUAAAGUUAAGUUGCUGAAUGAUGUAGGUGGUGCCAAACUGAAAAGUGAGUUUUUACAGUAGUGUCAAAAACUUGAGAAAGUAAUAUUUUCAGCAUUUCUUGAAUUUUGCACAUAUAUAAAGUUUUAAUCAAGGGUCCAUGCUUAUGGCAUUAAAGUAUGUUCUGUUGUAUCAGUACAUUGUUUGGACCAGGUUUGAUGUGACAUGUAAGGGUUGGGGCAUUUGUUGUGACAUCUUAUUUUGCAGAUUUCUGAAACCUUGCGGUAGAUAACAAAACUUACAUUUCUGAAUUGCCAUGUAACAAAAUGCUACUUCUCUGCAGCUAAGUUUUUUUCUCUCUCCAUCAAUAAACCAUUUUCCACU